Molecule: messenger RNA, 697 nt
Organism: Chrysoperla carnea
Lineage: Eukaryota; Metazoa; Arthropoda; Insecta; Neuroptera; Chrysopidae
Product: 60S ribosomal protein L13-like
Exons: 1
Coding region: 47-697 (216 amino acids)
Biological process (GO): translation
Cellular component (GO): ribosome; cytosolic large ribosomal subunit
Molecular function (GO): RNA binding; structural constituent of ribosome
Source: RefSeq, a predicted model, not a curated record
AGAACGAAUUUACGACAAACGUAAAAACCGAUUUUUGCUCUCGAAAAUGUCGCCACGAGGAAAUAAUAUAAUCGCAAAUGCUCACUUUCAUAAAGAUUGGCAAAAAUAUGCUCGAACAUGGUUCAAUCAACCGUUUCGUAAAUUACGACGUCAUCGUGAACGUGUCCGAAAAGCUCGUGCAAUUGCUCCAAAACCAGUGAAAGGACCAUUGCGUCCAAUUAUUAGCUGUCCUUCGUUUCGGUAUAAUAGUCGUAUCCGUUUAGGACGUGGAUUUUCUUUGGAAGAGCUACGUAAAGCUGGGAUGUGUAAACAGUUUGCUCGUUCGAUUGGUAUUGCUGUGGAUCAUCGUCGGCGUAACAAGUCGAUCGAUUCGUUAUUGAAGAACGUGCAACGUUUGAAAGAGUAUAAGCAAAAAUUGAUAUUGUUCCCAAUGAAGAAGGGUAAGAAAAAAGGAGGAAAAGAUGUUAAGUCAAGUGUUGAAUCACCCGAAAAGCCACCUGUUGUACAACAAGUGAACCUAGACAAUAUAUUCCGUUCGAAGACAUCGGGUAAGAAAUCAAUUGUACAGAAAGUUACUCCAGCCAUGAAGAAAUUCCAUGCUUUCGAUACUUUAAGGAAGGCGCGUACUGAAGCCAAAGUGCUUAGUCGUAAAAAUAAGAAAAGUCGUUUGACUAAUGAUUUAGAAGGUAUGAAAUAA